Triticum turgidum subsp. durum (durum wheat) is the source of this 417-nucleotide messenger RNA. The record is from the annotation of a GenBank genome assembly. Lineage: Eukaryota; Viridiplantae; Streptophyta; Magnoliopsida; Poales; Poaceae.
AUGGCGUCUGGGGCGGUGAGACCUAAGCUCGCGUACAUCGUGUGUUACGUCGAAGAUGUGGGCAAGUCGGCCGCCUUCUACGCCAAGGCCUUCAACUACAGCGUCCGCCGGGUCGACGACUCGCACAAGUGGGCGGAGCUGGACACCGGCUCGACGACCAUCGCGUUCACGCCGCGGCACCAGAGGGAGACGGACGCGCUCACGGGCGAGGUGCAGCUGCCCAAGUCGCUCCGUGAGCGAGGGCCCGUGGAGAUCUGCUUCGACUACGACGACGUCGACGCUGCGUACCGGCGGGCCGUGGAGAACGGGGCGGUGCCGGUGAGCGCGCCGGAGCAGAAGAACUGGGGGCAGAAGGUCGGCUACAUCAGGGACUGUGACGGGAUCACCCUGCGCCUUGGGAGCCACGUCCGCGAGUAG